Messenger RNA from Helicoverpa armigera (cotton bollworm), 910 nucleotides. RefSeq names its product brachyurin. NCBI's taxonomy places the organism in Eukaryota, Metazoa, Arthropoda, Insecta, Lepidoptera, Noctuidae. The transcript has 5 exons. Gene Ontology annotation, biological process: proteolysis. The coding region runs from base 38 to 904 and encodes 288 amino acids. Gene Ontology annotation, molecular function: serine-type endopeptidase activity. The record is from RefSeq and is a predicted model, not a curated record.
AGUAUUAACACUCAUUAGUACUAACAAUAGCGAAACAAUGCGUAUUGUCAAUUUCUCUAUUCUUUUGUUUUUGUUUUUCCAAACUUCGUAUAGUAAGAGUGUGGAAAAUUCUCCCGCCUAUGGAUAUCAUUUAAAAGUUGGGGUUCCUGAAGCCAGGAGGAUUUUACUGAAGGAAUCCUGGAGGUCUUCAAGGAUUGUUGGUGGCAGUCAAGUUUCUAAUGCUAAUGUUAUACCAUAUCAGGUAGGCAUAAUAGCCACUCUCACAGGAGGAGCCAGUUCAAUAUGCGGGGGCAGCUUAAUCUCCAGAACCCGCGUCCUCACAGCAGCUCACUGCUGGUUCGACGGACAAACCAGAGCGACCCAGUUCACCAUAGUCCUCGGGUCAUUGACCAUCUUCACCGGAGGCACGAGGUUAACGACCUCUGAUGUGACCAUGCAUCCGAGUUGGAACUAUUUGCUGAAUGAUAUCGCGUUUGUGAGGAUCUCCGCUGUUACGCUGAGUACUACUAUCCAGCUAAUUGCUCUGCCAACCACAGCCGAAACCAACCAGAGGUUCGAAGGAGUGAACGCUCUAAUCUCCGGAUUUGGAAAGACAAGUGAUGCUCAAAUGACCUUCCCAACGUCCACGGCCCUCCACCAGGCAACAGUUCCAGUGAUCAGCAAUGCUGUUUGUCAGAACAGCUUCAAGAUUACCAUAGAUAGCAGUCACAUUUGUACCGCCGGGACUGGUGGAAGGGGCACUUGUGAUGGAGACUCCGGUGGACCUCUGACUGUGGUGCAUAAUAAUAGGAGGAUUUUGAUCGGAGUCGUAUCCUUCGGUCCUGGUGAGGGUUGUCAAGCCAGCGCUCCAUCUGUCUUCACUCGCGUUACCUCAUUCCUACCAUGGAUUAACUCUAAUUUGUAAGCAAUA